Molecule: messenger RNA, 1098 nt
Organism: Arctia plantaginis
Lineage: Eukaryota; Metazoa; Arthropoda; Insecta; Lepidoptera; Erebidae
Source: the annotation of a GenBank genome assembly
AUGAUUGGCGUUAGACUAAAUACAUUUAAUGAUAGUUCGGGAGAACCAGAACAGGAUGCUAAUUCAGCUCUAACAGAACUAGACAAAGGUCUACGUUCAGGUAAAGUGGGUGAACAAUGCGAAGCAAUUGUCCGCUUCCCGCGUCUCUUCGAAAAAUAUCCAUUUCCAAUCCUUAUCAACUCUUCAUUCUUGAAACUUGCUGAUGUGUUUCGUAUGGGUAACAAUUUCCUUCGUCUGUGGGUCUUACGUGUGUGUCAACAGAGCGAGAAACAUCUAGACAAGAUUCUUAACGUAGAUGAGUUUCUCAGAAGAGUAUUCAGUGUAUUACAUUCUAAUGAUCCAGUAGCCAGGGCUCUGGCACUAAGAACCCUUGGUGCCGUUGCUGGUAUUAUACCAGAGAGGCAAAAUGUUCAUCAUGCUAUUCGCAGGGGGUUGGACAGCCAUGACAAUGUGGAGGUAGAUGCUGCAAUUUAUGCCACUACACGAUUUGCAGCUCAUUCCAAUACAUUUGCUGUUGCUAUGUGCAACAAGCUGUGGGAUAUGGUUGACUGCGAGAGUACUGCUGCAGAGCGAAGAGCUAAACUUGUACGAGCUUUGCGUACUGUUCACGGUGGAGCUGUUCGAGCCCAGGGUGUACUUAAGCUACUCCGUUCAUUGCUGGAACGCUUCCCAUCAACCAACACAGUGCGUGCCGCAAUCAUCGCACUCACUCAUAUCGCGGCUGACACUGUCGUGCACGUGCCUGAUCAGGUUGAGCUACUGCUAAGCAUUGCGAUGAACGAUGCUCGCUCGCCCGUACGUCGUGCAGCUCUUGUGGGGCUGCGCAAGCUGGCUGAACACGCUGCGUUGUGGCCGGCUGAUUGCAUAGAGAAUCUCGUCAGAGCCGCCACGGAUAGUCAAGAGAUGGCACACACUAUGUUGUGUCUCCAAGUUAUGCAAAAGCUAGUGGCGUGCCCGGCCGUGUGCGCUGCGGCCGCGUCCCCCACGGGGAGCUGCGCGGCGCUGCGGCGCUACUGCUGCGACAUCGCGCUCAGCCCCGACCUCAGCCGCGCCGCUACCGCCGCGGAUGUCCUCACCAUGCUCCUCGUGCACUGGUAA